ACUGUCAAAAAUGUUGAGAAAUUGUCAAAUUCUAAUCGAAUCCAUGGACGUGAAGAAUAUUUACAUUUAAUCAUAGAAAAUACUAAUGGAAUGUUAAUCUUGAAAUAAAAAGUUAACAAUGCUUUACGCAUAACAUAAAUAAGGAAAUAUUUAAUCAUUAUACGUAGUGUGAAGUGUUAAAAAGUGAAAUAAUGGCGAUACAAUAUUUGAUGUCGUUCCUGUUGUUGCUGACGCCGAAUAUCUUGGUGAUUCUGCUGUGCGCGUCGGUCCACAGCCACAGCAUCGACACCAACGAGCGGGAGAUGGACGGCGCGUACCGGCCGCGAGACUACGAGCAUUACAACGACGCUGGGCACAACGUGGAGUUUGAUCACGAAGCUAUUCUAGGUAGCGUAAAAGAAGCUGAGGAGUAUGACCGACUCAGUCCAGAGGAAUCGCGGCGGCGGCUGGGGCUGCUGCUGCCCAAGAUGGAUCUCAAUGGAGACAAGGUGAUUGACCGAGUGGAGCUGAAAAAGUGGAUCCUGAACUCUUUUAUAAACCUGUCGAAGGAAGAAGCGGAGGAGCGCAUGUCAGAAGCUGAUGACAACCGCGACGGCAUAGUCACGUGGCCGGAGUACCUGCGAGACACGUUCGGAGUCGACGCCGAGUCGGAGAUAGGCCCCGAGGACACGGGUGACACUGGCAUGAUAAUGCGUGAAGAAAAAGCGAUGUGGCAGGCGGCGGACAAAAAUGAGGAUGGGGACCUCAAUUUUGAAGAAUUUUCGGUGUUCACGAACCCCGAGGAGCACCCAGUGAUGCACCCGUUCCUCGUGAACCAGACCAUGCGGGAGAAGGACACCAACAACGACGGCGUGCUGGACUUCCACGAGUACAUCGGGGACAGAGGCGCGCAACAGGACAAGGAGUGGGUGAUAUCGGAGAGGGACAAGUUUGAGCACGAGCUGGACAUCAACAGGGACGGCGUGUUGAACGCCGUGGAGGUGCAGCGAUGGGUCAUACCCGACAAUAGUGAAAUAGCGGAAGAGGAAGUGGAUCACCUCUUCGCGUCAGCGGACGACGACCACGACGACUUUCUGUCGUACGACGAGGUGUUACGACAUCACGACGUUUUCGUGGGCAGCGAGGCCACCGACUACGGACACGACAUCGACCGGUUUGACGACGAGUUGUGAGACUUGUCGCGCAACACUGGCCUAUCCAUCAGUGUGGUGACGACUGGUGGAGAUGCGCCUGAUCUUGAAAACAUGUGCCAUCAAGACUUUACAAUGGACCUUGAGAUGUAUCUCAUCCUGAAAUUCGACAAAAAUCUGUCUGAGUUCAACCAACAGUUUUCUAUUUAUAACCUACUUCCUAAGUAACUGUAAUAAUUACAGAUUGUUGGGUAUUUAUGCUGCCACGCAAUCGGUUCGUUAGUCAAUCUCUUACUUCUCGCAUUGUAGGAAAGUAUAGUAACCGUUGCAACCACAACCUCUUCACUGUCGACUGUUACUAUUUUUACCUCAUCAUGAUCUUCAACCCAUCGCUGGCUCACUACUGAGAACGAUGCUCCUAGAGAAUGGUUUGAGUUUGACCAUAGUCUAACCACGCUAACCAAGUGCGGACUGGUAGACUUGACAAACCUUUGAGAAUGUUUUGAGUUAUGGAGAACUCUCAGGCAUGCAGGCUUCCUCACUCAGGUUCUGUCUGUGUAAGCCCGACUAUUUUUCCGGCCGGAGUCCAAUUUGUGAACUCGUUCUUUGUUUUAGAUCAUAAUUUUAUUUUCUAGGCAAGCCCGCUCCAACAAAAAAAUAUUUAUUUAAUUUUAAGUUCUGAUUUACUUAAUUAAUAGAGGCUUCCAUUUCAUACUUUUUGUGGUUUUUUAAUAAAUAAAAUAAUUUAUAAUUAUUUCUUUAAAUUGUUACACCUGAACCAAAAGCUUGUUAAUGUAAUAUAGUCAUCAAAUUAUUAUGAAAAUGUUAUAUCGAAUAUUAUAAAACUUAGGGCUAAUUCGCACGAGAGCUUUUUUAACGUCCGUUAAAAGGCGUUCAAAUAGAACAAAUGCUUUCCCAAGUAUCUGUUCACACGUCGACGCUUUUUUAACGCUCGUGCGAAUUACGGCUUAUAGUAAAAUUGUGACUAGAUUUUUCUAAUGUCCAGUUGUAUGACAGGCGGUUGAAGUUAUAUUACGGUUAUCGUUAAAAAGCAAAGUAGGAUGCACAAGUCAGUAUUCAUAACUCCGUUCAACGUUAACCAACUUUGACUUGCGAAUCCCAUUUUUGCUUUUAGUAACUUUAAUCGCCUAUCAUGUAAGUGAGCCUAAGUAAACUAAAAAUACUUAUUUUACUUUUAAAGUUGUAUUGUUUUCUGUAGUGCACGUCUUACUUAAUACUAUUGAAAGUAUAUAAUUUUGCAAGAUGUUGAGUUAAAAAUUAUCUAUUUUACCACAAAAAAAAGUUAAAAAAAGUUUACUGAUGCCUAAAUUUACGUUUUGAAUUUUUAUAUGGGAAAUCUGUCAGGCUUAAAAUAUCUGUGCAACGCUUUUUUUUUUUUGUGGUAAGACCUGAAUAUUUUUGCCAUAGUUUGUGCCAAUCUUGUGUGAUUGAUGCUGGAGUAGAUUAUAACAAAAUAAUUAAAUGCACAAAAAAUUAUAAUUAUUUACUAUAACUUGAGAAAAGUUAUUUACUAUAACUUGAGGUUAAUUUUAAAUACUGAUCUGACCUUACGUUUUUAUAAUAGUAGAAUAAUUCAGCAGUUUAUGAGAGCAGCAACUUAAAUAUUUAUCUUGUAAUUUGAUAUCGCAAUCAAUUCUAGGUUUUUAUAGAUAAAUUAAGAAGUUUUAAAAUACUACCUCUAAAAUGUACACAUACGUUGUUUCAUAACAUACAAUAAUACCUAUUAUAACAAUAAACUUAAAAUUGUGUACUUUGAAAUGUUAUAUAAAAACAAACAGCAUUGGAUUUUCCUAGUCAAAUAAAUGUAUUUGUACAGCA
This is a messenger RNA of Maniola jurtina (meadow brown), 2969 nucleotides long. Its product is annotated as calumenin-A. The coding region runs from base 192 to 1172 and encodes 326 amino acids. NCBI's taxonomy places the organism in Eukaryota, Metazoa, Arthropoda, Insecta, Lepidoptera, Nymphalidae. The transcript has 7 exons. The record is from RefSeq and is a predicted model, not a curated record. Gene Ontology annotation, cellular component: endoplasmic reticulum. Gene Ontology annotation, molecular function: calcium ion binding.